UCGAUGAUGUAGCUAUGUUCCAUUCUUUGCCUGGUGGGGUCGUUGGUGGCCGGUGAAGCAAAACGGACCCUGGUGUUACGGAGGAACAGGAGUAGCAGGAGGAGGAGCAACAGUGUGCCUGGAUGGGUCGAGGCGAGGCCAUCCCAAUUGGGACAUGCCCCCAUUACAUAAACCGAUAUCGGCUUAAACGCAUACCCGCGGCGCUGCAGCAUCACACUUGCUCCUCCUCAUCCAGGACCAAGUACGGUGUACCAUGUCCCGCAUCCCCUCUCGUCUGCAGCCUUUGUGCCGUAGCUUCAGCCUGACGAGCAGACCCUCCAUCACCAAGACCAUCCUCCCCUCCGCGCCCCGAACCACCACCCCAAUCCGACCACCAUCACCACCACCAUCACCCUCACUUACCACCAUCACCACCACCACAACCACCACAACCAGAACCCUCACCACCACUACUACUCCCCCACGACACCCCCAAAAUGACCACCACCCUCGACCCGCGCUACUCGCAACUCUUCCAAACCCUGGAAGCCCAAUUCCGCAACACCACCACCCUCCCGCCCGAAAAAUGGUACAUCCUCGCGAUCUCCACCCUCGUCAGCAACCCGGACCCCGAACGCGCCGACCAACUAUACCUCUACCUGAUCUCUCAAGCAGCGUACCAAACGCCGUCAGCCCGACAAUCCCUCGUGCGACGCCUGCGCGAAGCGCUCUUCAAAAGCGUGAUCAUCGUCGGCGUGUGCAAGCCCCUCGAGGCGAUCUUCGCGAUCAACGCGAUCGAAUCCCCCUCGGACAAAGACUACACCUUCACGCGGGAGAACUGGCAAUGCGACGAGGCGAACCACGCGCGCGGCACCGCGUGGUUGGAGAAGCUCUACGCGCGGAAUACGUCCAGUACGAUGGAUCUGUUCGCCUCGCAUCGCGAUUUCGGCUGGUUGUCGAGGGAGAUUACCUACGGGUUGUUCUUGUCGGAUAGAGACGUGUUGGAUGAUUUGGAUACGCAGUUGGUGGUCCUGCCGGCGAUUAUGGGGCAGAAUUUGAGGCUGGAGAGUCGGUGGCACAUUCGUGGGACGAGACGGUUGGGCGUCGAGAAGGCGGAUGUGGAGGGGGUUUGUGAGUGCGUGAGGCUUGUGGCACAGUUUUAUGGGAGGGUGUUGGAUAAGGUUCCCUCUGUGGAGAGUGUGGAGGGGGAGGUUUGAUUGUAGAUCUAGUAUAUCCUGCUGAACAGGAUUCCUGCGGAUAUCAACGACUUUUCUUCUCUGUGUAAGGUUCAACUUGGUGCUGCUUUUUGCUUGCUAAGUGGCCUGGAGUAGUUGACCUGCCUGCGCAUAGGUCGUUCAAUUACUAUGCGUAGGUACUGUCCAAGUCACAUAAUAAAUCU
This is a messenger RNA of Aspergillus heteromorphus CBS 117.55, 1378 nucleotides long. RefSeq lists its product as uncharacterized. Bases 477 to 1196 code for a protein of 239 amino acids. The transcript has a single exon. The record is from RefSeq and is a predicted model, not a curated record. Lineage: Eukaryota; Fungi; Ascomycota; Eurotiomycetes; Eurotiales; Aspergillaceae.